Molecule: messenger RNA, 4792 nt
Organism: Electrophorus electricus (electric eel)
Lineage: Eukaryota; Metazoa; Chordata; Actinopteri; Gymnotiformes; Gymnotidae
Source: RefSeq, a predicted model, not a curated record
GGAGCGACAUGGAAAAUGGUUAUUUUACUUUCAGUUUUGAGGACCGUAUGCUCGUGAGGGGAGGGGGAUGUCGGCAUGCUCUGGAACAGCAAGUGAAGAACUGUUUUGUCACCCCAGGACUGAGGAUCAGGUUACACCUGUGUAUGAGUCGCCCCUGCCCUACCCACAAUGCCGUGAUUGAACGCUAAAAGAUGAACCCUUGAACUAGUUUGAUCCUUCACAGCUGAAAGGGAACGGCAGGAUGUCCGCAAGGACCGAACAGGUCUGUUACAAAAUACAGAUCCCCUCGUAGUAGUGGCAAUAGUGUUCGUGACGUGCUGAAAUGGAAAACCAGCUGAAAGUGUUAACGGGAUACACGCCCUUCGCUCUUCCAUGUUUUUGGGGUGUAGAGUUUCAUCGUUUUGCCUAAAGCUUCCAGUUCCUUCCCAACAAGCAACGUGAUGAAUUGUUCAAGGCGUCAUGGGGGACAGUAACGUUGUUUGAAGUUCCUCCAAAAUUGCAGCAGCUCUGUGGAAGAACCCGCACCCUGAAGCAUUGUCUGUUAUUGCUCUUUCAUGUUCCAUGUUUUCUGUAAUAUUUUUCUCCUCAUACGCUUCCUAUAUUUUGUUUACUUUUAUCAGUUGUGUCCCUUAAUUUUCUCGGAGUGGAUGUCUCACUCUGCCGUUGUCCGGAGGUUAACAGCCGUGGUCCGAAAACAGGUUCCUCAGAGCGACCUCGGACCCAGUCAGGACUCCACGACUCAGCACCCCAGUUUUACGGUUCCAUCAUGACACAUAGCUCACUAACGCAGCUCCGAUACGAGAACAGUCUGGGGUUGAUGCGUCACGCUUGGCCUCAGUUCUUCUCUGCAUACUCCUGCCAACAACAACCCUCCCCUUCCUCAAACACUAAACAAAACACACCAGAUGUGAGAACUGGAAAAAGUGAUUCGGGGCUGUUUCAGAGAGCGGGGUGUGUAAUUGAAGACAUCUAGCGCAGGAUUACCCCGAGUGAGUUCCGGCAGGCGUGAGGCCCUGUCCAAGGAUGAGAGCACGGAGCUCCCCCGCUGACCUUACUUGGUAAUCCCAACUCUCUGGCCAGCGUCUCCUCCCCGCAGGGAGAGGUUAGGGUCGGACGUGGGGACCAGAGCUCAGAGAACGCUCCUCUCGUCUCAGCGGCCGCAGUAACUCAACCUGGGGAGGAGGACGGAUGAGUCACUUCCCCCUCUUUCCGUUCGGAGUUGGAGCGCGGACACGGAGCGCGGUUUACGGCCGGGGGAAGUGAAGGAGGGACAGGAGACUCUCGCCCCACCUCGGAUGCCGCGUUCCCUUUCCGCUUCGGAGCCGAGGCGCCCACGACUCUCCGAGGGAAUUUCUGGAGCGAUGCCCCAGCCAUGCUGAACCUGAUGUGGAAGUACUGCCUUUCCGUUCGGACCGUAAGUGUGGAUGGGGAUGCAGCCAGUUCUGAGGCCUCCGUGUGUCUGGAGGGCAGUAGCGCCUACCCUCGCGGGCCAGUGACGCGCGGCUCAGCGGCGGUCGCCGAGCACUUCGAGGUGCCACCCCUCUACGCCCGCGAGGUGCGCCAGCGGCCACGCCGGCCCAAGCUCCAGCACUCGCACUCCAUCCUCCGAAAGCAGGCGGAAGAAGAAGCCAUCAAGCGCUCCCGCUCGCUCUCCGAGAGCUAUGAGCUCUCCACAGACCUCCAGGACAAACAGGUGGAGAUGCUGGAACGCAAGUACGGGGGGCGUUUCAUAACCCGUCAUGCCGCCCGUACCAUCCAGACAGCCUUCCGCCAGUAUCAGAUGAACAAGAACUUUGAGCGCCUCAGGAGUUCCAUGUCGGAGAACCGCAUGUCGCGACGGAUCGUCCUCUCCAACAUGCGGAUGCAGUUCUCCUUCGAAGGGCCCGAGAAGGUGCAUAGCUCGUACUUCGAGGGCAAGCAGGUGUCACUGACGGACGACGGCGCCAAGCUCGGCGCCCUGGUGCAGUCGGACUGCGGGAGCAUGGUCCCCACUGCCAUUAAGACGUCCGCGGCCCAGAGCGAUUUCACGGACGCCAUCACCGAGCUGGAGGACGCAUUCUCCAGGCAGGUGAAGUCGCUGGCGGAGUCGAUCGACGACGCGCUGAACUGCCGCGGCCUGCACAGCGAUGAAGGCCCUGCGGAGCCGCCGCGCGGCCGCCCAGACCCGGAGCGCGAGGCAGCGUUCCAGGCCAAGGCGGCACGCGUCAGCGCCGGUGCCAGCGGCGGCGAGCUGGAUGAGAUGAGGGCGUCGUACAGCGAUGUGACGCUCUACAUCGAUGAGGAGGAGCUCUCGCCGCCGCUACCGCGGACACGGCGCAAGGAGAGGCCGUCGAGCACAGAGUCAGACCGCCGGCCGCGCUUGACGGACACGGCGGCGGACUACUGGCCGCACGGCCGCAAGGACGAAAAGGGCGACACGGAUACGAGCUGCCGUAGCACGCCGUCGCUGGAGGGCCGGGAGCCGCGGCGAAGGACGGAGCACCUGCCACUGCUCACCAUCGAGCCGCCCAGCGACAGCUCGGUGGAGAUGAGCGACCGCUCGGACCGCGGCUCGCUGAAGCGGCAGAGCGUCUACGAGAGAGGCGGGGCCAGCCGGCAAGGCAGUCCGAAGCACGGGGGCGCUGCCGGGCAUGGGCUCCCCCCUCGGGGGCCGGCCCGAGACGAGGACGCGCCACGGCACCGUGCCCGGCAGCUGGAAGGCCACCUGGCCAUCAACGGCACGGCCAACCGGCAGAGCAAGUCCGAGUCGGACUUCUCAGACGGGGACAACGACAGCGUCAACAGCACGUCCAACUCCAACGACACCAUCAACUGCAGCUCGGAGUCGUCGUCGCGGGACAGCCUGCGAGAGCAGACGCUCAGCAAGCAGACGUACCACAAGGAGACGCGCAACAGCUGGGACUCGCCCGCCUUCAGCAACGACGUCAUCCGCAAGCGCCACUACCGCAUCGGCCUCAACCUCUUCAACAAGAAGCCGGAAAAGGGUAUCCAGUACCUAAUUGAGAGGGGGUUUGUUCCAGACACGCCCGUGGGCGUGGCCCACUUCCUGUUACAGAGGAAGGGGCUGAGCCGUCAGAUGAUUGGCGAGUUCCUGGGUAACCGACAGAAGCAGUUCAACCGUGACGUGCUGGACUGUGUAGUGGACGAGAUGGACUUCUCCAACAUGGAGCUGGAUGAAGCACUGCGGAAGUUUCAGGCUCACAUUCGUGUGCAGGGAGAAGCUCAGAAGGUUGAGCGUCUCAUCGAAGCAUACAGCCAGCGUUACUGCAUCUGCAACCCAGGCGUGGUGCGGCAGUUUCGCAACCCCGACACCAUCUUCAUCCUGGCCUUCGCCAUCAUCCUCCUCAACACAGACAUGUACAGCCCCAACGUGAAGCCGGAGAGGAAGAUGAAGCUGGAGGACUUUGUGAAGAACCUCAGAGGGGUUGAUGAUGGAGAGGACAUCCCGCGCGAGAUGCUGGUUGGGAUCUACGAGCGGAUCAGGAAGCGUGAGCUGAGGACUAACGAGGACCACGUGUCUCAGGUGCAGAAGGUGGAGAAGCUUAUCGUGGGGAAGAAGCCGAUCGGCUCACUUCAUCAUGGCCUUGGAUGUGUUCUGUCUCUACCCCACCGCAGACUGGUGUGCUACUGCAGGCUCUUCGAGGUCCCUGACCCCAACAAGCCUCAGAAACUCGGCCUCCACCAGAGAGAGAUCUUCCUGUUCAAUGACCUCCUGGUGGUCACCAAGAUUUUCCAGAAGAAGAAGAACUCGGUGACGUACAGCUUCAGGCAGUCCUUCUCCCUGUACGGCAUGCAGGUGCUGCUCUACGAGAGCCAGCUUUACCCCAACGGCGUGCGGCUCACGUCAGCCAUACCCGGCGCCGACAUCAAAGUACUGAUCAACUUCAACGCCCCCAACCCCCAGGACCGCAAGAAGUUCACGGACGACCUGCGCGAGUCCAUCGCUGAGGUGCAGGAGAUGGAGAAGUACAGGAUCGAAUCUGAGCUAGAGAAGCAGAAGGGUGUGGUUCGCCCCAGUCUCUCACAGAGCUCUGCCCUCAAGAAGGAAGCAGGCAACGGCAGCAUGAGCCGAGCCAGUCUGGACGACACCUACGCCAUGGGGGAAGGGCUAAAGAGGAGCGCCCUCAGCAGCUCCUUACGUGACCUCUCAGACGCAGGCAAGCGGGGGCGCCGCAGUAGCGCUGGAUCUCUAGACAGCAACAUGGAGGGAUCCAUCAUCAGUAGUCCGCACACGCGGCGACGGGCCACGUCCAGCCGAGACUGCCCCUCCCGCCAGCAGUCACUGCCCACAUCGUCCUCCCUGCUGGGCUCGCUCUUUGGCGCCAAGCGGGGCAAGACGCCAUCGCUGCCCCCGCAAGCCCCUCACCCGUCCCACCCGACCCUGAUCUCCCACACACCCCACCCGUCCAACCUGCACCACACCGCCCGGGAGGGCGUGGCCGGCGCGGCCGAGACGCAAGCCCAGAUCCACUCGCACCAUGCCCAGUACUGCCACGUUCCGCAAAACCCGCCACCCUAUCACCACCACCAUCACUACCACCCCCCCGCCCACGCGCAGCACCCGCCCCACCAGUACCACGCCGCCCCCGGCGCGCCCCCAUCCUCCUCCACCCACGGCCACGUGCCACACCCCGCCCACUCUCAGCACCACCACGGCCAGCUCCCAACCGCCACGGCCGCCCCUGGGAGCACCAAGCCCAAACACAGUGGGAUCAGCACUGUGGUGUGAGGCCCACACCACAUUGGGGGGGCUCUCCGCCCCAAGAACUCAGUCUGCCUGCAGCCCGGGGCG